This is a messenger RNA of Suricata suricatta (meerkat), 1051 nucleotides long. RefSeq names its product eukaryotic elongation factor 2 lysine methyltransferase (gene EEF2KMT). NCBI's taxonomy places the organism in Eukaryota, Metazoa, Chordata, Mammalia, Carnivora, Herpestidae. The transcript has 8 exons. The annotation marks the transcript as partial. The record is from RefSeq and is a predicted model, not a curated record.
GCGGCGCGCGCGCUGCGCUCCUUCCCUUGGCAGAGCCUAGAAGAGAAAUUACGGGACUCAUCAGGUCCUGAGCUGCUGCUGGAUAUUUUGCAGAAGACCGUGAAACAUCCUCUGUGUGUGAAGCAUCCACCAUCAGUGAAGUAUGCCCGGUGCUUUCUCUCAGAGCUCAUCAGAAAGCACGAGGCUGUCCACACGGAGCCUUUGGACGAGCUGUACGAGGCGUUGGCAGAUGUCCUGAUGACCAUGGAGCCCACCCGGUGCCACCGGAGCUAUCUGCUGCCUUCCGGAGACUCGGUCACACUCUCGGAGAGCACGGCCAUCAUUUCCCAUGGCACCACUGGCCUGGUCACGUGGGACGCCGCGCUCUACCUUGCCGAAUGGGCCAUAGGGAACCCAGCAGUCUUUGCUCACAGGACUGUCUUAGAGCUCGGCAGCGGAGCUGGCCUCACAGGCCUGGCCAUUUGCAAGACGUGCCGUCCCAGCGCAUACAUCUUCAGUGACUGUCACAGCCGAGUCCUCGAGCAGCUCCGAGGGAACAUCCUUCUCAACGGACUCUCACUGGAGGCAGACGCCACUGACCCUGAAAGGCACCCAGGACACAACACCUGCGACUCAGAGAGCCCCAGGGUGACGGUGGCCCAGCUGGACUGGGACGUCGUGAUGGGCUCUCAGCUCGCUGCCUUCCAGCCGGAUGUCGUCAUUGCAGCAGAUGUGCUGUAUUGCCCGCAAACUGUCCUCUCCCUGGUCCAAGUCCUGCAGAGGCUCUCUGCUUGCCUGAUGGACCAGCAGGCUCCUGACGCCUACAUUGCCUUCACCGUCCGCAACCCUGAGACAUGCCAGCUGUUCACUAGAGAACUGGGCAGAGCUGGGAUCCCAUGGGAAGCUGUGCCUUAUCACGACCAGAAGCUGUUUCCCUAUGAAGAGCACUCAGAGAUGGCAAUUCUGAAACUAACUCUGUAGAUUUACAAAUGUUUUAAAGAUUAACAUGAAAAUUAAAUCACCAUCCUGGAAGUAAGUUUUAUGUAGGAAAGCUGAUAAACUUUUCACUGGA